AUGGGUAUUCACACAUCAUCAACUCCAUCAAAGUUCUUUAGCAAUUCAGGUGGUUGUCAGCUUGAAAAGAAACUUAACUUCUGUAAGUAUGACUUGGACGAAAAGGAUCGCAUACUUACAAAACUUUCUACUGAUGUAGACCAGCGACUGCGAAGUUCGUUCUCUCAACCUAAUCAUUUAAACUUCAUUCAUGACACCCAAACGAAGAUUGAACAACGGAACAGUAAGUAUGGUGAAUAUGGUUCAAGCUUAAAGGAGGAAUCAGAUAAAUUAGAUAAGCAUUCAAGUGAAUUAAACAUAGAAGAACAAAAUGCGUUAAUUGUAAAUACUGAGAUACCAUAUCGGCUUGUGAAACACGAACAGGAUAAGACGAAAAAAGCUGUAGAAAAUUUUCGAGGCUCGCUGAACCAUAUUGCUGAUCAACAACAAACUAUUGAAAUACUAAAGGUCGAUGGUGAAUAUACAAAGCGUUAUGCCAUGGAGAUGGAUGAGCGAUAUAAAAACCUAGUGGAUUGGAUGCAUGUCAUUGUCACUUCAACAAAACCUCCAUCUUCAGCGCAGGAAGAGUUUGAUUUCUCAAACGAUGCUGUUCAACGGUUGAAGACAGAAAUCGCUUUUAGCAUCACCAAAUCGCGUGAAAAUACUGUUCUAAUUGAAGAACUUAAGGAUGAAAUCUCAAGCAAGAAUUUGCAGAUUUCUCAUCUUAAGAGUGUUAUCUCCCAACUUACACGCAGUGGUGUACGUCGAUUGGAUGACAAUUUUGAGGAACCACAACAAGAGCCUGCAGCAAUGAAUGCAGUUCGGAUUGAAAAUGCUGCCUUGAAGAAACGUUUGAAUACAUUGGAGUUACAAUUAGACGAGGCGAGAAAUCGAAUUUCUCGAUUUGAGGACAAUUCGGUAGGUGUAAGUGUUGAAAACAACAAUCACUUUGCCGACUCUAGGCAAUCACUAUCCGACUUACUGAAUCGUUCAGCAUGGAGAUGCAACGACUCCGAGGAGGAAAUUCUUGAGGUUGUUCGAAGGGUUUUAACUGCGCUUGCCAACAAUGCAGAGGAAUGUUCUCGAUUGCAAAUAAAAUUAUCAGAAGUAGUUGGCCAAUUGGCGGAUGCUGAACGGAAACUUGAGUGUUUAGAGGGUGAAUUAUUGGCGUUGAGGUCAAAACAAAGCCAAAGUCUCACAAAGUCGGUGGAAUUUCUCAACCGGACUACAGAUCUUGAAGAUUCACACGAGAGGUUGAUGCAAUUCUUAAGGCAGUUGGAAAGUCGCCUACCCGUUGAUCAGAGUGUUUUUGUUCAAAUGAGUGUUGCUGAUCGUCGAAAUUUUAUUUUAGGAUUUGGACAGGGUGGUUAA
Rodentolepis nana is the source of this 1350-nucleotide messenger RNA. The record is from the annotation of a GenBank genome assembly. Lineage: Eukaryota; Metazoa; Platyhelminthes; Cestoda; Cyclophyllidea; Hymenolepididae.